Condylura cristata (star-nosed mole) is the source of this 1218-nucleotide messenger RNA. RefSeq names its product schlafen-like 1 (gene SLFNL1). The record is from RefSeq and is a predicted model, not a curated record. Bases 1 to 1218 code for a protein of 405 amino acids. The transcript is spliced from 4 exons. NCBI's taxonomy places the organism in Eukaryota, Metazoa, Chordata, Mammalia, Eulipotyphla, Talpidae.
AUGGACCCAGACAAGCAGCCCCUGAAUUUCCCUCCAACUGAGCCCCUGCCUGAGGACGCUGCCCUCCAGGAGGCUUCCGGCACACAUACUAUCUAUUUGGGUCACCUGAACCCCCAGUUCUCAGUCCCUGUGCUUGCCUGCCUGCUGCGAGACACCCUGGAGCGGCUGGGCCUGCGGGUGGCACGGGAACACAUCGAGGUGGUGAAGCGGCCUGGCAAGGCCUAUGCCCUGGUACAAGUGGCCACCCACAAGGAGACCCUAGCCAACCUGACCUGGCGCCUGAAUCUGGCCCUGGAGGAGCACCAGAUCCUCAAGGAGCUGGUGGCCCGCGGGAAGGAGCUGGUGUUGAGUGAGGGCCGUAGGCCCUUGAACCGCAGGGAGGAGGACGACAAUGGCCUGAGCCCCAGCCCUGAACCCAGCCCUGGUUCUGGCUCCCGCCCCGGCCCUGAACCCCGCUCUGGUUCCGGCUCCCGCCCCAGGCCUGGCUCCAGCCGUCAGCCAGCCGAGCUCGCCAACACCUCGCCUGUCUGGGUCCAUGCCCCGCAAUGGCGGAGCUGCCAGGCUCGGCCCAGUGGGACGCGCUCGGACAGCGCCAUCGUCAACCAGGAGAUCCUGGGUCAGGAGCGGCUCUUCCAGGGCUCCUUCCUGGGCAGCGAGACUCGCAAUGUGGAGUUCAAGCGGGGCAGCGGCGAGUACCUGAACCAGACCUUCAAGCACCACGUGCGGCGCUACGUGUGUGCCUUCCUCAACAGCGAGGGCGGCAGCCUGUUCGUGGGCGUGGAGGACAACGGCCUGGUGCAGGGCACCCGCUGCAGCCACCGCGGGGAGGACCGCGUGCGCCUGCUGGUGGACUCCGUGCUGCAGGGCUUCAAGCCCCAGGUCUUCCCCGAUGCCUACACGCUCACCUUCAUCCCCGUGGUCAGCACCACCAUGACCAGCACCCCCCUCAAGGUGAUCCGCCUGAGCGUGCACCCCCGCAAGGCCCAGGCCGAGCCACGGCUCUACGAGACGGACCAGGGGGAGGUGUUCCUGCGGCGAGACGGGAGCAUCCAGGGCCCGCUGUCCAUCCACGACAUCCAGGAGUGGUGCAGGCAGAAGUGGAUGGCAGAGCUGAGCAAGCUGGAGACGAAGGUGAAGGCACUGACGGUGGAGAAGGAAAAGCUGGAACAGCAGCUGCAGUUGCAAAGGCCCCCCUCCUGCAUCUGCUGCGUCCUGUGA